UGCCUCGUGAAAUGUGUUUACUAUUGGUAGCUAUGUAGCGUACACUUCACUGCUGCGCGAACCGUGUAUUUCACGUAGGGGACGACCACCUUCCUGCAUUGGUAACUUCAACAACAGGCCUUUUUCGUCGCUCUCUCCACUCGUUUCAUUCUAUCGCUGACGUGUUGAAAAGGAUACCGCCCAGCUUCGAAAUGGUUGGUAUGAAAGGGCUUCCACAGCCGUAUAACUUGAAUCCGAAGAAAACAUCAUGGCUUACAACACCACAGAAGAGACUACUGUUUUAUGCACUUGCGCUCUUCUCCAUUGGCUUCAUCAUAUACUCAUCGAUACCGCCAAGGGACCAACCAACGGAGAUUAUCAUCGACACUGAGAAGAUCAGCGGCGGUAAGCUGAAACGAGUUGGUGAUGGCCUCGACAACGUUGGCGAUGACACCGGUGCUGUCGUUUCCAGGGCUGUACAGAAGGACAGUAACAACUCGCCAUUGUUGUGAGGAAGACAAUAGAAACACAGGUAUCUAAAGAUGAUCUUUAUAUAUUAAGUACUUGACAUAA
This is a messenger RNA of Williopsis jadinii, 552 nucleotides long. RefSeq lists its product as uncharacterized. The transcript has a single exon. Lineage: Eukaryota; Fungi; Ascomycota; Saccharomycetes; Phaffomycetales; Wickerhamomycetaceae. The record is from RefSeq and is a predicted model, not a curated record. The coding region runs from base 192 to 491 and encodes 99 amino acids.